Gongylonema pulchrum is the source of this 492-nucleotide messenger RNA. Lineage: Eukaryota; Metazoa; Nematoda; Chromadorea; Rhabditida; Gongylonematidae. The record is from the annotation of a GenBank genome assembly.
AUGAAUGGAAUGGCUGGUGUUAUGGGCACAGCAGAGCAGUGGACGUCGGAUUUGGUGGCGCCGCUAAAUAACAUACUGCGUGGCCUUCCCAAAUAUUCUUCGAAUCGAAUUAGCAGUUUUGCGCAGCGAAUUCGUGAUGUCUGCAAAGAAAAUCCGUUCAGGCUAAAUUUCGAAUUUACGAACUGUGUGAAUCGCUGUGGUGAUCGGGUGGCCGCACGCAUAUUGCUCAAAGGGCAAACCUCGUGGGCAAGCAUUUGCGAUGCUUAUCAUUAUAAUACUGGUGAUUUCAUGUCAUUUGUGGUACCAUGCUGGUCUCGGUAUGGUGAUGAGGUUGUGGCGCUAUGCACAACACAGGCGACCGUCUUGCAGAAUGCCGCUUCAAGUCUGGUGGACAGUGGCAUAAACAUGAUAACCGAUCACUUGCUUGAUUUGUGCAGGUCGCAAUUAAAUCAAGGAAUUGUACUGCAGAUUAGCUCUUUCAUAUACAUAUAG